Monopterus albus (swamp eel) is the source of this 2250-nucleotide messenger RNA. Its product is annotated as Down syndrome cell adhesion molecule homolog. Gene Ontology annotation, molecular function: protein binding; phosphatidylserine binding. The transcript has 15 exons. The coding region runs from base 131 to 1906 and encodes 591 amino acids. Gene Ontology annotation, biological process: cytoskeletal rearrangement involved in phagocytosis, engulfment; apoptotic cell clearance. The record is from RefSeq and is a predicted model, not a curated record. NCBI's taxonomy places the organism in Eukaryota, Metazoa, Chordata, Actinopteri, Synbranchiformes, Synbranchidae.
UGCCAGAAGAAGUUGUUUAUGUGAGCAUAUCAAGGACAGCAUCGUGUGAUCUGGAACGAUUUCAAAUUUGAAACCACAUUGUGUUUUGGUUUAGUCUGGUUUAGAAGGUUAACUGAUCCUUCAAGUCAAAAUGAUUAUUUUGGCUAGCGGACAUCUUCCUGUGUGUUACACUCUUCUGUUUUGUCUCCUGUUGGGUUGUGUGUAUACAGAAGACAUCAUAGCCACAGUGGGAACAGAUGUAACUUUACCAUGCAACUAUGAUGCUCAGUACUAUGGCAGACUUUCUGCCUGCUGGGGCAGAGGAGCCAUCCCCAACCGUGGCUGUGCCGAUGAGGUGCUCAAGUCAGACGGGACAUCAGUGGUUGGCAGGCUGUCAGAACGUUACCAGCUUCUGGGUAGACUCAACCAGGGUGACAUGUCGCUGACCAUCAGGCAUGUUGAGGAGAGCGACUCAGGGAUGUACGGCUGCCGUGUGGAAAUACCGGGCUGGUUCAAUGAUCAGAAACAGCAGCUGACCCUGAGAGUAGUGGCAGGGCACCCUAAUUCCCUGAAGGUGGAGACCGGAGAGGUGAAGGAAAGAGCUCUCACUGUUCGUUGGGCUCCUGUGUUUGAUGGUGGCAGUCCCAUCACAUCAUACAGGAUUGAGCUCAAAAACAAAGGGGCAUCCUGGGAUACCGCAGUAACAACUGAAGUCACACAUGCAUUGACUCAGGUGACUUUGGUGGAUUUGCAUCCGGCCAAGAACUACAACCUUCGUAUGUUUGCUAUCAACAGUGUGGGCACGAGCGAGGCCAGCAAUGUUCUGAUAGUCACAACUAAAGAAGCAGCACCAGAGGGUCCUCCACUGGAUAUGCAUUUGGAGGCCGUCACUUCUCACAGUAUUAAAGUUACAUGGAAGCCUCCGAAAGCUGAUCUCAGAAACGGGGUUGUGCAAAGUUACAGCAUUAGCUACAGAGAGUACGACCGUGCAGGCAGACAGUAUAAAAAGUGGCAGCAACAAAGUGUGACUGCCACACGGGAACAAGAGAGCGUCAUCUUGAACAACCUGAAGCCCUCCACCCAGUACGAAGUGCUUAUACAGGCCAAAACCAACGCAGGGAUAGGACCUGCCACCACUGCAGCUCUCUGCUCCACUUUGGAUGAGGUUCAGUCAACCUCAACAGCACCAGCGAUUCAGUCCACAUUCCUUCCUGCCACAGUGUGGAUGCAACACACCACAAAUUUCACCUCUGCACCAGCGAUUCAGUCCACAUCCCUUCCUGCCAUAGUGCAAGACACCACAAGUUUCACCUCUGUUCACUCAACUUCCCCGGUUGAGACUGUUGCUGCUGCCACAGCCUGGGGACGGAGCACAAGUAUCACGUCAGUGCCCCCGGAUCCCCCAGUAGUUGAGAUAAAGGAGGUCAUAGAUAAUACAAUUUCCCUUGUGUGGACUCCUGGGUUUGAUGGUGACAGCCCUAUUACUGGCUACUACCUGGAGUACAAAGCAGUGAACACCUCAUGGGAUUACACAAAGACAGUUGUAGACUUCAGUCCCAACCAGACAGAGGCCACAAUAAUUGAAAUAAAUCCCUCAACAUACAACAUCCGCAUGUUUGCUAAGAACAGUCUGGGCACCAGUAAAGCCAGCAACGUCCUCACUAUCACUACUGGAGAAGCAGGUCACCAGAGGGACAAGCUCACUACCACCACCCCAACUAACAAUCAUGUUACUGUGAGUGUUGAGGACAGGCAUAGUGGUCAUCUGGCUGCCAUUGUGGUGCCGGUGGUGCUGGUGGUCCUGAUGGCUGCCAUUGCAGCCACAUGGCACCUUCGACGCAUGAAACGGAAACAUGGCAGCCUGAGCAUGUGGGGGGCAAAUGGGGGAAUCCGUUACAGAGUCUCUGAGUCACUACAAGAGCUGUAAAACUCAGAGUUUACAUUAUGGUGAGAUCACAAAACUCACAAAUCAGUAGUUUUGAGCUGUAUGAAAUUUGCAAACAGACGUUAUGUCAUUGAGGAAAGGAACUGUUUUAUUACAACUUCAUUUGGUAGUUUAUUCAACUAACCUAAGGAGAAAUAACCCACACACGACUGUGUGUAACUUAGACAGUGUAACAAUGAAAUGUUUUCUUUUAUUACUGAGUGUUGUUGUAGAUCUGCCAGUAUUUUCAUGUUAUUGCACUUUUUUGUAUAGUAUUAGUUCAUCUUUUUUCUAACAGUACGUUUACAUCAAGAAAUCAUUACAAUCCCUUUUAUUUUGUGAUUUUU